UGUCCUGUUCGAUUCUUCUCCGAUAUCUCUCUCUCUCUUUCCUCUUUCUACUCUCUAUCUCUCUCUCUCUCUCUCUCUCUAUAUAUAUAUAUAUGUAUGUAUACACACGUAUAUUUUCGGUGUUUGUAUGUGUAACUCUUUGCCGUUGGUUACGGCGGUGGUGUGGUGGAGCCGUGAAAUAUUUUGAAAAGUUUUUGGCUUUCGAGGUUGGUUGGGGUUGAAGCGACGUCGUUUAUCGGGGACUUAUUAAAGGCGGUGGAUUCAUUCUGUGCUUAAUAUGAUUCGAAUACCUUUAUUGCCUUCUUUCUCUUAACUUUCUCUUCUUAUGCUUUCCUUUUAUCCGACGAUGCUUCGACUGUUUUUCUUGUUUCCUUGAAAGUGUCAAAGCGCCGCCAUUCUUUUUCUUCUCCUGUUGCUUAUCAACCUCCUUUCUCAUUGUAAAUCCUCGGGCCGGGGCGGCUUUAUUCAUGAAAUUAUGAAGCCAUUAAACACUGUUACUGCACUCUCAGAUCCUAAAACUAGAUCGUGCCUCUGCAGUCUCCUUGUCACAGCCGCGCUAAUUUGUGGCGUAUAUUUCACAGGAAAUGUAUUCUUUGGAAGAGAUUAUAAGAUUCCUGUCCAAUUUGGAAUGAGUUACUCGAUGCAGAGAGCAAAACCGUGUAGAUGUGAGGUAUCAUCUGCAAUGGACAUUAAAGCGAGUGUUGAAGAAAAGAAUCCCCAGACUGGUAAAUGCGUGGGCAAAUGCAGGCCUAUUGGUAGCGAGGCACUACCAGAGGGAAUUGUUUCUAAAACUUCGAAUUUGGAGAUGCACCCUUUAUGGGGUCCUGUCAGAGAAAACGAAAAAUCCAAGAAUCCAGUGAAUUUGUUGGCUGUUCCAGUUGGGAUAAAACAAAAAGAAUUAGUGAACCAAAUUGUUAAGAUGUUCCUUGAGAACGAUUUUGUUGUUAUGCUAUUUCACUACGAUGGUGUUGUGGAUGAAUGGAAUAAUCUCGAGUGGAAUAGGCGUGUCAUACAUGUAUCUGCCAUAAAUCAAACAAAAUGGUGGUUUGCCAAGCGGUUUCUACACCCAGAUAUCGUUGCUGAAUACGACUAUAUCUUCCUAUGGGACGAGGACCUUGGAAUCGAAAAUUUUCACCCAAAAAGGUAUAUAUCAAUUGUUAAAGAAGAGGGUCUCGAAAUAUCUCAGCCUGGACUCGAUCCUAGAAAAUCAGAGAUACAUCACCGCAUCACAAUGCGCAGAAGGAAUUCUAAAGUGCACAGGAGGUUCUAUACAGUAAACGCGAAAGGAUGCAACAACAAUAGUACUGCUCCCCCGUGUGUAGGAUGGGUAGAAAUGAUGGCACCUGUGUUUUCGAGAGCAGCCUGGCGUUGUGCUUGGUACAUGAUCCAGAACGAUUUGAUCCAUGCGUGGGGUUUAGAUAAGAAGCUUGGAUACUGUGCACAGGGAGAUAGGACGAAAAAAGUUGGAAUUGUUGAUGCAGAAUAUGUAUACCAUCUCGGUCUUCCUACGCUUGGUGGCGAUCCAAAGAGACAAAAGCUGAGUUCGAGCGACCAUUCCCCGCCUAAAAACAACCUCGCUGAUUCAGAAACAUUGGGAACUCCUCCAUCAGUCCAUAAGCCGGAUAAUAGACCCGAGGUGAGGAAACGAUCGUACGAUGAAAUGAGGGCGUUUGAGAACCGGUGGGAGAGAGGUGCUGAGCAAGAUAAGUGUUGGGUUGAUCCGUUUCAAUAACAAGAACUGCAGAAUGGUCUGAUAAUCCCACUAUUGUACUCACAGCCAAAGAACACAAAACAUCAUUGUACAGACUACAGAAGCUCCCAUGAUGCAGUGUCACAGUUUCAGAAUGGCAUUGGAAAGCUGCUGCAGAUAUAUAAGAAUUUUUUGCUGUUUUUUAAAAUUUUCAAAUGCCUUUUUUGGGCACACUUUUUUUUUCUCUCCCUAUAAUUCUUUAAUAAGUGUGUAAUUCACUAAUUUGUAAAUGUUCCAUAUUUCAUCACAGAAUAAUAAUUGGUGUGCAUAAAUGCAUAGUCUCUA
Ipomoea nil (Japanese morning glory) is the source of this 2035-nucleotide messenger RNA. RefSeq lists its product as uncharacterized. The transcript is spliced from 16 exons. The record is from RefSeq and is a predicted model, not a curated record. Lineage: Eukaryota; Viridiplantae; Streptophyta; Magnoliopsida; Solanales; Convolvulaceae. The coding region runs from base 476 to 1732 and encodes 418 amino acids.